Molecule: messenger RNA, 1743 nt
Organism: Zingiber officinale
Lineage: Eukaryota; Viridiplantae; Streptophyta; Magnoliopsida; Zingiberales; Zingiberaceae
Product: DEAD-box ATP-dependent RNA helicase 15-like
Exons: 12
Coding region: 164-1450 (428 amino acids)
Molecular function (GO): ATP binding; RNA helicase activity; RNA binding
Source: RefSeq, a predicted model, not a curated record
UCCUCUACUCCUCCCAUUCAUCCUCCAAACCCUAGCCUCCUCGGAUCUCUCCCAUUUAGGAUAUUUUCUCAAAACCCUCGUCGUCCUGCUUUCUAUUUUUCUCCUGAUUUGUUUCUCUUGCAGACUCUAUCUAGCUCCACUUUCCAGUUUUCGUCUGCCAAGUAUGGGGGAAGCCAAGGAUAACGAUGUUUACGAGGAGGAGCUCCUGGACUACGAAGAGGAGGAAGAGAAAGCUCCGGAUUCGGUCGCUGCCAAGGUUUCCGGUGAAGCAGUGAAAAAGGGUUACGUUGGGAUUCACAGUUCCGGAUUCAGAGACUUUCUGUUGAAGCCAGAACUCCUUCGUGCUAUCGUUGAUUGUGGUUUUGAGCAUCCUUCCGAAGUACAACAUGAAUGUAUUCCACAAGCUAUUCUGGGAAUGGAUGUUAUUUGUCAAGCAAAGUCUGGAAUGGGUAAAACGGCGGUUUUUGUACUUUCUACUCUUCAGCAAAUUGAGCCAACAGCAGGCCAAGUUGCUGCACUUGUGAUGUGUCAUACAAGAGAAUUGGCCUUCCAGAUUUGCCAUGAGUUUGAGCGAUUCAGCACGUACUUACCAGACAUCAAGAUUGCUGUAUUCUAUGGGGGAGUUCACAUCAUGAAGCACAAGGACAUUUUAAAGAAUGAUUGCCCACAUAUAGUAGUUGGCACACCAGGAAGAGUGUUUGCAUUGGCAAGAGAUAAAGAUCUUAAUUUGAAGAAUGUGAGGCAUUUUAUUCUUGAUGAAUGCGAUAAGAUGCUGGAGUCACUUGACAUGCGGAGAGAUGUACAGGAAAUUUUCAAACUGACACCGCACGACAAACAAGUCAUGAUGUUUUCAGCUACUCUCAGCAAGGAGAUACGCCCUGUCUGCAAGAAAUUCAUGCAAGAUCCUAUGGAAAUAUAUGUUGACGAUGAGGCCAAGCUAACACUUCAUGGUCUAGUACAGCAUUACAUCAAAUUGACUGAGUUGGAAAAGAAUCGGAAGCUGAAUGAUCUUUUGGAUGCACUGGACUUCAAUCAAGUAGUGAUUUUUGUGAAAAGUGUGAGCCGUGCAGCUGAGCUGAACAAGUUACUUGUAGAAUGCAAUUUUCCAUCGAUCUGUAUACACUCUGGCAUGUCACAGGAAGAAAGGUUGACAAAGUACAAGAACUUUAAGGAAGGGCUCAAAAGAAUUCUUGUUGCUACAGAUCUGGUUGGGAGAGGAAUUGAUAUUGAACGGGUUAACAUCGUGAUUAAUUAUGAUAUGCCAGAUUCUGCUGACACAUACUUGCACAGGGUUGGAAGAGCUGGUCGAUUUGGAACUAAAGGACUUGCUAUUACAUUUGUUUCAUCGGCAGCUGAUUCUGAUGUCCUUAAUCAGGUGCAAGAGAGGUUUGAAGUAGACAUAAAAGAGCUGCCUGAGCAGAUAGACACUUCAACGUACAUGCCUUCGUGAUAAGCUUUCGCAGGAAAGGCUCUCCAUCGAUUUGUAGGAAGGGUCCAUGGGCUUUGCUGUGUUGGAUUCCUACUCGUGUCUGGCAGAGUUGUAGAACUUGUACUGUUAAAGAUUAGACCAUAUUUUAGCCACUCACACCCUUGUGUUGGACCAGUGUGGUUGAUGUUCUAGAGUUUAUAAUUCUCUCGUCUAAUCCGUAAUUAUUUACCUUGUCAUGUCAGUUCUAUCUUUUUAAUGUAUUCUAAGUGUUCUAAUUUCGAAUAUUAUUUAUUCCAUGGAGGGAGAUCGACGUA